Gastrolobium bilobum is the source of this 1305-nucleotide messenger RNA. RefSeq names its product E3 ubiquitin-protein ligase RMA3-like. Gene Ontology annotation, cellular component: endoplasmic reticulum. Gene Ontology annotation, molecular function: ubiquitin-like protein conjugating enzyme binding; ubiquitin protein ligase activity; metal ion binding. The transcript is spliced from 2 exons. Lineage: Eukaryota; Viridiplantae; Streptophyta; Magnoliopsida; Fabales; Fabaceae. The coding region runs from base 228 to 983 and encodes 251 amino acids. Gene Ontology annotation, biological process: ubiquitin-dependent protein catabolic process. The record is from RefSeq and is a predicted model, not a curated record.
CAUUCCCACCCACUAUUUCCCGUAACAUAAUCUUCAUUUUCCACAUUUUACUCUCCUCCAUUGCUUCCUUCGCAACCUAAUUCUCUCACAACCUCUACCCCUUUUUCAUUUUCUCUUCGUUGAAGUUAGCUUUUUUCUGCUCUUGGUUCCUUUUAUCCAUUGCGUUGUUCAUUCAUACCGAGUUUUUUGUUGCUGUAAAGGAUAUAUUAGCUGUGGAAGAAAACACAAUGGAAUCUAAAUAUUUUGACUCUAAUGGGGAAUUCUCACUAAAGCAAAAAUUGAAAUCCAGUUCAUCAGAGACAACAGCAAUCUCUAGUGGUGACAAUGGUUGCUUUGAUUGCAAUAUUUGCCUGGAAUCAGCACAUGAACCUGUGGUGACUCUUUGCGGUCAUCUGUACUGCUGGCCAUGCAUAUACAAGUGGCUUCAUGUCCAGAGCACCUCUGUUGAACCAGACCAGCAGCCAACAUGCCCGGUUUGUAAAGCUGAGAUCUCUCAUACUUCAUUAGUCCCCCUUUAUGGCCGGGGAACAUCGAAUUCAGAAUCUGAAGCCAAGAAACUCCAGUUGGGUUUGGGAAUACCUCAUAGGCCACCUCCUUACAACUUGAAUGCUAUGUUAACUUCUACUCGCGCAUCAACAUCACAUCCUGGUCAGCAACUCCAUCCAAGUUAUUUCCAGUCACAAUCACGGCCAUUUCAUUAUCAGCAAUACUUCCCUCACCUUUAUGGAGGUUAUGGUGCCAAUGGAUUACCUUAUCUUGGGGGUCCUGCUGUGACUAGUUUUUUUAAUCCUAUGAUUGGCAUGUUUGGGGAGAUGGUCUUGACAAGGAUUUUUGGGGUCUCAGAUGCAAAUUUGUUUCCUUACCCUCAUAAUGGAAGUGCCAGUCCUAGAAUGAGAAGGCAGGAGAUGCAGAUUGAUAAGUCUCUAAACAGAGUUUCUGUCUUUCUUCUAUGCUGUAUCAUUUUGUGUCUUCUCUUAUUCUGAAGACAUUUUAUUUCACAGAUUGUAUAGGCACAUAUCAGGUGCAUUACUGAAUAUUCAUGCUGUUAGGGACCUACUCUAGGUUGUGCGAUCAUGUAGAUAAGUAGGUUUUAGUAUAUGUUAUGAUUAUGAUGAUAUUUUAUCAUAAUCAUAUGUUUAUGUUCAUGAUCUGAAACCAAAUGAUCUUCAAGCCUGAUUAAGGAGUUUGUAACUGAGGAGUGAAGAAGGAUUUUUAUAAAGUAAUAAGGCCUCAAGUGUGACUAUGAACAAAUGUUCUCUUCCCUCCCUCCUUUUUAUUGAGUCAAUUUGUAUUGGAGCUCGUUUA